Eimeria acervulina is the source of this 1289-nucleotide messenger RNA. RefSeq lists its product as hypothetical. The record is from RefSeq and is a predicted model, not a curated record. The annotation marks the transcript as partial. Lineage: Eukaryota; Apicomplexa; Conoidasida; Eucoccidiorida; Eimeriidae. The transcript has a single exon.
AUGCAGACCAUGAACUUCUUGUCUACUGAGCAUCUUUCUGCUGCUGGCUCCCGUGCCAUGGUGGACAAUGGGGACCUUCUGGGAGCGCACACUGCACAGGAAAGGCACUCCGAGAUUAGCGAAGAAAGGCCUUCCUUGCUGUUAAGACCCCGGAGGAAAAAGUCACUCGUGCCUUCAUUUAUCCAUCUGGCUGCGAUCCUUGCGUCUUUGGGAGCGGUAUAUGUGCUCCUCCGUUGUUUCAAGAAGACUACUCUUGGCCACGGGCAGGGGGCAGUUUUGAGGUCGUUAGCUAAUGAGGGUGAGGACGAGUGUGCACGGAUCCCCCACAGCGAUGGAGGCCUGGGCGAUGACGGUUUCCAUUGGUGGCCCUCAUUCCUGAGGAGUUCAGCUAUGCUGGCUCCAUUGGAGCCUGAAUAUGGUGGUGCACACUGGGGAGAAGAAAUGCUCCCAAGAGCAGAAGAAGCUGGAGGCAUGUAUACCGGAGCAGUGAGGGAACUUGAAGAAGAAACAGUGCUGAUGAGCGAAGGGACCAUAACAACUGGUUUCGAGGGGAUUCCAUCAGUUCCUUCACUACCGGCUUAUUAUGUUGAUGCAUCUUGGGGAGCUGGAAUGUUGUCCGCAGCAGGGGAAACAGAGGCACAGAAAAUUGGACCAGUGGGAGGGGUUCCAGUAGCCCAGCUAAUGUGGGUGGGAGCGCAGGACUGGCCCAGUUCAGGAAGCGGGAAAUCUGGCAGGCACAACGGGAGUGGUCCUCAACGCUCAGGCACCUUGAGGGAUGCAGCAUCUGGACGGGGCCUUUGGAGGAAUCGAGAAGUAGCAAACGACACCAAAGCCCAACUGGAGAAGAUGCUAACGAACAUUUGCUUCUUCUCGAAUCUCUGCCAGAGCAUCCAGCCGUAUAUCGGGGAGUGUCAAAUGUUACGACUUACAGCUGCAUUGAUGCAUGUACUGGUCGCACAGCUAGCUGUCCAUUCACUAACUUCACCAUCCAUGGAACCCCUUCGGGCGCAGGCCGGCAAUGCUCUUCUCAAUUUAGCCAAUCGCGCUCUGGGACUGGCCAACGGUGCGCCUGGCCUGGAUGAAUACCGAACCCCUCUUGAAAAGUUGAUUGUGUUUACGAAAGCAGCCAUGCUUCCACGACCACAUGACAAGGAGUUCAACGACCAGAAGUUCAAAAGCAAGAUACUUGGAAUGUUGGGCUUCAGUGUGGUUGUGCACUGGUACUUGAUGGGGAUCAUGCUGGGUUUGCAGUACGAACUAAACUUAUCUGGUGGUACCCUAGACGAUGA